Molecule: messenger RNA, 5296 nt
Organism: Myxocyprinus asiaticus (Chinese sucker)
Lineage: Eukaryota; Metazoa; Chordata; Actinopteri; Cypriniformes; Catostomidae
Product: histone deacetylase complex subunit SAP130-like
Exons: 21
Coding region: 121-3294 (1057 amino acids)
Biological process (GO): negative regulation of transcription by RNA polymerase II
Cellular component (GO): Sin3-type complex
Source: RefSeq, a predicted model, not a curated record
AAGGAAGGUGACUUACUGAAGCCAGAUUCCCGUUGAUGCUCAUGGUCGUUUUGCCGGGGAUACGGAGCGGAUGGAGAGUGCUGUCGUCGUGAUUACGGAAGAACGUGAGAGUUCCUGAAGAUGAGUUCUCAGCAAUAUCCACGUCCAGGACUCCCAUCUGGACUGGGACAAGGACAAACACCAGGCAGUAACACUACAGGACUUCCAGGAAGUCAAAACAGCACAGGAGGAUAUGAAGACUCUAAUCAUGCUCCGCAUGACAUGGUGUCCAGCGGAGGUGCAGCGUUCAGAGAUGACAAGCAGGAGAUGGUAGUGGUACGACCCUACCCCCAACUACAUGCUAAUCCCCUGCCCCAUGGAACAGUACCAACUCUGCCCCCUCCUCUCCCUCAGCAUCGCCUUGUCCAGUCAGGCACGCCUGUCUCUGUGUCGGCAACACCAUCCCACCUCCAUCAGGGUCUUUCCCUAGCCUUCACUGAGGGUCCUCUGAAGUCUGCUUUAAAGACACCCAUGCCAAGCCGAAUGAUAGCUCCAGCACCUGUGUCAACACCAGGCCACCUCACUCUACCCCCUAAGGUGCCUGGUCAUAUCACUGCUACCAUGGAGACUCCACAGGCCUCCAGUAUUCCUGUAGCAACCAUCAGUGGUCAGCAGGGUCACACUAGUAACCUGCAUCAUCUGAUGACCAAUGUUCAGAUCAUCCGCAGUGGAGCUCCUGCACUGCAGAUCGGAUCCUCUGCCGCUCCUCAGCAUCCCUUCACCUCUCAUUUACCCAGAGGAGCUGCUGCUGCUGCUGUAAUGUCAAGCACCAAAGGAACCACAGUGCUGAGACCAGCAGCUGGUCCGAGCUCUGCCACAGGCCAGCCUACUGUCCAGCAUAUUAUUCACCAACCAAUUCAGUCCCGGCCCAUAAUCACUACCUCUACGGCAGUGCUGCCUACAGUAGUGCCAGUGACUGCCACCAGACCUCAGUCUCCAGUUAUCACCACAGUGGUUGCCCACUCUGGAGACAUGGCACAUAGUUGCUCGGCACUGACAAUCCACCCUUCCCAAGCGACACUGAGUAUUCAAAGACCUCCGCACUCACGGGACACACCCACACGGAUCAACCUGCCCCCACACCCUGCCAUUUCUGCUCAAAAAGCCCUGCCUCACUCUGUUGCACAGAAGCCCAUUUUUAGCACUGUGACACCUGUUGCUGCAGCAACUGUGGCUCCCAUUCAGGCUACCAACACGGCACCAUCACCCACUACAACAGGCUCAACGGCCCACACCCAAAUAUCCAGUAGCAACAUUGUCAGUAUGGCGGUAGCCUCCCACUCCUCUCAUGCUACAGCAUUGACCACAUCCACCAUCCCUGUGGCUAAGGUGGUCCCGCAGCCCAUCACACACACAUCACCACGUAUCCAGUCUGAAUACCCUGGAGAGAGGGGCAACCUCAUCCCUAUUUCUAGUCAUCGCUCCUCUCCCAACCCCAUCACCAUGGAGAACCGCACUGACAACAGACAAUCUGUUCCAGUGCAGUUCCAGUAUUUCCUGCCCACCUACCCAUCAGCCCCAUACCCACUGACCCACACAUACACCCCCAUCACCAGCUCUAUGUCGUCCAUACGCCCAUAUCCAGCCCCCAGUGCAGCCAUGCCAGCCCAGACUGGUGUUGGAGUUGCAUCUGCAGUUCAUCUGAAUUCUAUGCAGCUGAUGACAGUGGACCGCAUUGCCCAGAUCAACACCCAAAACAUCCAGCCAGCUGCCAUGGCAGCACAGGGCAUCCAGCCCACACCCAUCCCGGCCCAGGGCCUGCAUACGUCUGCCCAGAUCACCACCUCGAGCAUUCAGCCUACACCAGUCAACCAAAACCAGCCCCCGACAGAGUCCAAGGCCUCAGUUGUGCUGGCUGAUGGUUCCACACUAGUAGCUAACUCUAUUAGCAAUGCAUUUAACAACAGUCAGCCUGCCACCACUAUGGCACAGACACACAAUCAGAGUGCCAUUUCUGGAGCCCCCUCACUUGUGACUUCCCCUCGACCUAGCAUUCUGCGCAAAAAACCUGCCAAUGAAGGUAUGGCUGUUAGGAAGAGCCUGAUUCCAGGUCAGCUCAGGGACUCCACAACCCCCAGAAUCGAUGGAGCCAUCAGAAGUGCAUCAGCAUCACCUCGCCCUGCAAGCUCAAAUUUCCAAACACAAAAUCUUGAAAAAUGUAUUGGCAGAGUGAAGCCCAAACCUGACAUCCACAUGAGCCUCGCUCCUUCUGUAACUGCUGCAGUCGAGUCUAUUCCUAGCCAGGGCAAUGAACAGCAACCACAAGACGUGGGGCCACCUCCCUCUCAGCUUGCCUCACAACCUGUCCCCUCCCUUCUGGCUUUAGCCACACCUCCCUCUCAACCCACAGCUGCUCUCUCAGCCAUACCUGCUGCAAUGGCUGUCACCCCGCCAAUUUCCUCUAUGGCCAAUGUAGUGGCCCCACCCACCCAGCCAGCAGCCAGUACCACAUCAGCAUGUGCCAUCAGCUCCACCCUCCCCGAGAUGAAUAUUAAACAAGAGGCAGAGCCUAUGGAUACUACAAAUCCAGUGGCAUAUGGGCCCAACAGUGGUGCGCAGAUGUUGGCAGUACCUGCUACAGACAUCAACCAAGGAGCCUCACCCAGGAAGAAGCCCCGGAAGCAGCAACAUGUCAUCUCCACUGAAGAGAGUGAGAUGAUGGAGACCAACAGCACAGACGAGGAGAAGUUUCCACCCAAACCCCUCAGCCUGCGUGCAGAAAAACGCAAGUCACCUCCUAAAGAAUACAUUGAUGAGGAGGGAGUUCGGUAUGUUCCCACCCGAGUUCGGCCUCCAAUCACUCUGCUACGACACUACCGCAACCCCUGGAAGGCGGCGUACCACCACUUUCAGAGAUACAGCGAAAUCCGUGUCAAAGAGGACAAGAAGGGCACCCUGCAGGAUGUGGCCAAUCAGAAGGGAGUGGUGUGCAGAGCCCAGGGCUGGAAAAUUCACCUCUGCGCUGCUCAGCUUAAGCAGCUAACAAAUCUGGAACGUGAUGUAUACAGUCGUCUGACGAGUCUCCAAGAAGGCCUCAUUCCGAAGAAGAAGGCUGGAGCUGAUGAUGAUCUUCAUCGCAUAAAUGAGCUCAUACAGGGCAACAUGCAGCGCUGCAAGCUGGUAAUGGACCAGGUCACAGAAGCAUGUGAUGCCAUGUUGAAGGUUCUGGAUCACAAGGAGCGUGUCAUGAAGCUGCUCAACAAGAACAGCAGCACCAAGAAGCUUAAUAAGCUGAAGCGUAAAGACAAAGCAUGAGACGGACAGACUGAGCCACACUGACCUGGUGUGGGGCAGAGCUCAGUCUGCAAGCAUGACCACACAGUGGCACAGACCCAAGCCUCUUGCUCCAUGACCCUUUGCAUAUAGGCACACUGCCCUGCCGCACUGCUCGAUAUCUACCAGGAAAGAUAAGGUUUGAGCCUUCAUCUAAUAGCAAGUGCUGAAUGUCAUGUAAACAGAAAAGAUCUUCGUCUGGCUAGCCCUUCCUAUGCCAGCACACAUAAAAGCUAUGGAACUACAAUGUUGUUAUCUGAAUACUGGAACAAAAAUGUUUACCUGUACCUUCACUGAAAAAUUAAUGUUUGAAUGUAUGACUUGCAAUCCAGAUGUCUUAAAAGGAUAAUUCACGUGAAAAAAAUUCUGUCAUCAUUUACUCACCCUCAUGUUGUUCCAAACCAUGAAAUAGCAACAUAAAUAUUUAGCAGAAUCUCUGAUCUACUCUUUUCUAUACAGUGUUAAUGGAUGAAAACCACGGACAGCCGUGGUUACUUGUGUUUUAUGGAAAAGAGCAGAAUGAGGGUGGGUAAAUAAUGACUUGAGUUUUCAUUUUCGGGUGAACUUUCCCUUUUACUCAGUAACAAAGAGUUUAUUUUAGGUAAGGUUCCAUUUUAAAGUGAAUAUACAUAUUUCUCUGAAGAAAAAAGUAUCUGUUUGUGAACCACAGAUAUCAGUUAAAGCAAUGCGCAUCUUCAAGUCUAAUAGAUUAUAUUCACCACUUUUAAUUUGGGUGCCUUGGAUGAUAACUUGGUAUUGACCAUUUUCUGUACCGUAUUAAGCACUCAAUGGCAGUAUUCCGUAAAGGCCGUUCAUCUUGCCGGAAGGUUUCCAUUUUGUAUUGUAAGUGCUCAAAACAAUAAUAAUUGAGAAGCCAUAAUGAUACCAUCCUUGCUGACCUAAGUGAAUAAAAACUAAGAUGUAUUUUACCAUGCAUGUAUUGUGGGAAAAGUUAAGGGUGCUUUGGUAAAAUGGAGUAUUGUGCCUUCUGUGUACCUCAUAUAUACAUGGGUUUGGAUUGGAAUGAUGUAGGUGGAGAAACAGUUCCUCUACUAAUAAAGAGGAGAGAGCGGUUUAAUGUAGUCUGAAUAGUUUUAAGUUCUUCAGUUCGUACUCAUUUUACUGUGUGUAGAUUUGUGAGGAAUGUUUCAUGUAUCAUCAGUCUUGCAGGUCUACAAGUGCUGCUCCUGCUCUGGUUUUCUGGUUUGGUUCUUUGGUCAGGGGGAUUUCACUCAUGCAUUAACGGUGGUGAGAAUCAUGUUCAGAUCUGACAUGUCAAUCACAAAUUGAGAAUUUAGAGAAAUUUGAUUGUGCAUAUACACAGUUAUGUAUCUUAAGUUCAGCUUUAGUAUAUAAAAGCCCUCUUUGUUUUUUUUAUUCUAAAUGAAAAAUAUUAUUUUUAUUUUUCCAGUUAUGUUGCUUGAAGCAUUGUAAUUUGUGGCAAAGAUAAAGCAUUAUGUUCUGUUUGAUCACUCAUUGAUUUCAUCUGAAUGACAUUGUUGCAUUCUGUUGCUGAAGUAAAGACACUUUGUACAUGUACUGUAUCAGUGUAUUUAAAAAUAUAUAUAUACAUUUAAUUUCCUCCAAGGUCUAUUUUAAAGGUGAAGCUUGCCAUUUCUGCACCAUUAGCAUCACCAAAUGUAAUUGCGAAACGACUGUUUUCCUGAACAUUCCUCUUGAACAUUCCCUCGUCUUCCAGUGGUCAGAAAAAACAGGAAGCCCCGCCCCAAUCUCAUAGAACUGGUUUAGCCAGUGUCGCUCUGUGAGCUUGUCAAAAUUCUUAAACUAAGAAAAAGUCACAGUGUUUAUUUAUUUAGUUAUUUUUGGGGGAAAUCAACCUGUUUACGGUGUAUUUUUAGUUGUCUCUGCAUAUUAACCCUUUAAGCUCAUAGGGUGUUUUUAAAAUGUCCUGUUUCAGCAACAUACCCAAAAAUAAAGGCUUGUAGCUGAAAUGCUAUACCUAUAUAAUACAUUCUGAGACUCU